Molecule: messenger RNA, 4392 nt
Organism: Gasterosteus aculeatus aculeatus (three-spined stickleback)
Lineage: Eukaryota; Metazoa; Chordata; Actinopteri; Perciformes; Gasterosteidae
Gene: stpg1
Product: sperm-tail PG-rich repeat containing 1
Biological process (GO): epigenetic programing of male pronucleus
Cellular component (GO): female pronucleus; male pronucleus; germinal vesicle
Molecular function (GO): histone binding; chromatin binding
Source: RefSeq, a predicted model, not a curated record
CGCGCCGAUCUAAACGCGCGCUGUUUUUAUGUCGCCAUAACAACGCCAAAUGCGAAUUGUUUGUAUAACUUAAUAUUUACUGACUUACAACGUGAUAGCCGACUGAAGCAUGGGCAGGAGCCGACCAGGUCAUACGCAUAAGAGGCCGGCUCAUACCGCCUCAUCCUCAAUGCGAACAAAAUACCAACGUGUGGUGAUGGCAAAUCAACAAAAGAAAGGCUUUCUAUGUGAAGAUAGGAUAUUCUCUUCACCCGUCUGCCAGAAUGAACAUCCAGGCCCAGACAGCUUUGGAUUAAUUUCCAGCACUGUAGUUGAAAGUCCUUGCUUUGCAACGGAAGGCAACCAAACUUCCCAGGCUUUCAGUAACCCGCGGAGAGGCCUCCCAGUACCAUAUGCACACAACCUGCCAAGCACCUUUGUGAACAAAAAUCACUUCAGUUUUAGAACCUCCAGUGUGUUCAGGUUGCCUGUGGCUGUGCGGUUGGAUGGUCCAAAACAUUCACCUCCAGCCCCGGAUCUAUAUGAUGUAGGUUAUGGAAGAAGAGACCGCUGGUCUUCAGUGGAUGGUGCAUCACCUUUCCUGUCCAAAGCCGGACACAACUCUUUUUUCCAGAUCGAAGAUAGGCCAUCGCCAUGCCACUAUGAAGUGAGCGACCACUUAAUCCAGAACGCCUACAAGGCCAUCGUGUCCCCCUUCAAAUCCAAAAGUCAGAGAAUCCCUCCUCCCAUCGACAGCCGUCUACCAGGCGCAGGAGCCUACAGUCCCUAUCAGACACCUCUGCCGGGGAAAAGGGCCGUCCUGCUGGAGGGAUUCUAUUUGGCGAUAGCAGCGCCUGCUAUGGUAGUUGACCCUCCCUCGCCAGGCCUCGGGCGUUACAUCCGGGAUUGUAAUGGCCUGGCUGAGCGUCCCAUGUCCACAGCUGUAUUUGCGUCCAGAACUGAAAGGAUAUCACAACGCUUAUUGGCCUACACAAGGCCAGGUCCAGGUUUCUAUGAGCCAAAGCAGUCCUUCUGCCGCAAUGACUCUACCGUCUGGCUUCCAGUAUGAAGCUUUCAGGGAAAUGUCACAUGUUUACAUACACAGACUAUUAAAGAAAUGCUGCCUCACAAAGGUAUGUGCCUGCAUGAUUACAUUUUCAGGUGUUCAUGUAUUUUUUGACUGGGUAAAGUAAAUGACAACCAUUUAGUCUCUAUGUCAAUGUUAAAUUGAAGGCCGAUGAGAUGUAUAACAUAUUUCAUCAUAAGAUGGUGAAAUAAGGGAAUUUAAAUAUUUUAAAAGGCCAUAUGUUUUAUCCUCACCUCGAUAUCCUGAUGCUCCAAUCGGUAAAUGACAUAGAAGGAGGUGCAGUAGGUUGCCGCGGUAACCGGCAGCUGCUGGUCCAGUCACUGGUGCGCUAUGGUAACAGCUGAGAGCCUGAGAUGACAACACGGUGCCAACUGCUAGAGGGCAGGCAGAGGGGUGCAGUGCGACUGUAUGUGAGCAAUGUGACUGACUGGGCGUGAGGCGGGAGGGUGGUGUUUAACCCCAAAAGACAAAUGGAACCGUCAUUCAUCGGCCUUUAUCAGACGCUAUAUUGUUGGAACAACACUUUUCUGAACUCAUGAUUAGUUAGUUGUAGCUGAUGUUCGGCUGUCGGUCCCAAACUUACUGUUUUUGAUUUAUUUUCACAGCACCAAAGGCGUCAUUGGUGCUUAAAACCCUGCUGCACACUAACUGCUCAGCAGCAAACAGCACAGAGACACAGUUAGAGACUGGCAGAUUACAUUUUUUAAAGUUAAUUUAAGUUAAUUAUGGUAAAGAAACUGGAAAGAAACUACUGUUAUUGCAGGUGUAAACAGCAGCCUGCUUGCUAAGAUUGUCUUAGACAUGAAACAUAUACUGAUAUCCAUAAGCCCACCAUUAAAGGUUACUCGUUAACAUGCAAUAACCUUUUUUCUGUUAACUGUAUAAAAAACGGAGUGUUAAAAGGACAAAAAUGUUUGCAAAAUGUCUAUUUGUUUCGUCACCAGCCACAGUAACUAACUAACAAAUAACAACUUGUAAGAUUAGUCACAUUUGCAGAAGAUGGAAACUGUCUUGGCCCCUUAGGCUCAACAUUUGGUGAACAAACAGGAGGCCCAUGUUAAUUCAUCUCACUUACACCUCUAAUUUCAGAUUUAGCACCUAAUAAACAAACAAUGUGUAACGUUUAAAUUGGUGAAUUCCAGGUGGCGCUAUAAUGCAUUUCUUUUGUUAUCUGUAGGCCGAGUGAGGCUGGGCGCUUCCCCCUGUUUCCAGUAUUCAUGCUUCGCUAACCGACUGCUGGCUGUAGCUUCAUAUUUGACAUCUAGACACGAGAGUGGUGUCCAUCUCCUGAACUCAAAGAGCAAAAAGCAAAAAGCAAAAAGCAAAAAGCGUUCUAUUCCAGAGCUCUGAACGCGUUUCAUCGGCAUGGCCUUUUGUGUUCAUCAGACGCAGCUGCCGACAGGAGUUAAUCUCAGGGAGAGGUAGUCUGCUCCCUGGAAAUUACAGACUCAAACAACAACACGGUGCCAAAGAAAUGUUUAUUUAUACCCCGAGCUUUCCUUUCCAUCUGCAAAGACCGGGGAUGCUAUCCAGUUCAAUCCACAGUGUCAACUGCUCGUGGGGAAAUAGGUUGGAGAUUUUUCUCUCCGUAAAUGCACCAACUGCAGACGUGCUUGACUCCCACACUGUGGCAGCUGUAGUUAUAUUCAGACUGUGACUCCACCAGUGUGCUCUCCAAAUCCGUCUGCUCGCUCCUUUCAAACCAAACAAUUGAAAAAAACGUGUUUUUUACACUAAGAGGCAGAUUUUGUAACUCCCCCUUUGAGGGCUAAAAUGUCUUCUGCCCGCGUGGUUAAAGACGCAGGGAGGAGCCAGACGAGUGUUUUCAGUGUGACUGCAGGCUUUUUAGUGUGUCGCCCUUGUGGUUGUGUGUAGGAGGGGUAAUUAACUACUGUGGCCCUACAGGAGGGCGAGUGUGGACAAGCAAGCCUUCAAAGGGAGUCUCAUUCAAAAAGCACUUUGUUGUUGAGAAGUUGAAGGAUACAUGUGGAUCGAAUCGGUUCCUCGUGGAUCUCCGCUUGUUAAAUAUUGUACUUUCUUCAUUGAUUAAAGUGCUCUCACCGAGUAUAUCACCUCAAACUCUAAAUAAUAAAAAAGAUAAGUCCCAGAGAUCCCAUUGAACUAAUUUGGCUUGCUAAAGGGACGUUGCCAUGUCGCCAGGUGUUGCUUGGCAGCACUUCAGCAGAUUGCAGGUACAAUUCGUUCUGCAGUAAUUUUACGAGUCUUGCAUGAAACGGUGUAUUAGUGGAAUCAGAAGUAUCACGGAAAUCACGGUGAAGCACCUGGAGAUUUUCCGUGUUGUUUGUCCACCAUGAUUCUACCUUUUAGCCACGACAGCCACAGAUAUUCAUUCAUGAUAAUGACGUUGAUGAACCCUUAAUAUUUGAUCAAUCACAAUCACUAACAUUGUGUUUAACCUAUCAUACUUUUUGUUUAGGAUAAAAUACCUCCAAAACUCAUUCCCAGCCUCAGUUCAGUAAAUUAAUGAAUAUUUGCAUGCUAGCAUGCUCAACACCAACCACAGAUCGAUAGUGCUGCUGGCUGCAGACGGAGGAGACGUGAGUGGAACUCGAAGGUUGAGCUGCAGUCUGCUCAUCGUUUCACCGCAAUCUUUGUCUGAAUACAGUCAGCAGUGCAACAAAGAGUCCCUUCACCGAACAACAUUUGCCCCCAUGAAUUAGGUCACUUAUCUAUUUUGAGGUUAUAGCCUUGAAAAUGACAGCAUUUCAACCCCUCUAAGUCGUCUCCCACAUGACUUACAGUAGCAGAAAACAACACGAGUUUACAGUGUGAGUGUUGUCAUUGUACAGAUGAAGAUAUGUGAGGUUCAUUGAGAACUUUCCUCUGCCGCUCUAUUGCACUUCCAACUUGCAACGCCCAUAUUAAAAUUCAGAGUUUUUAAUCGGCAGUAUCGAAAUGUAGGCUAAACUAUGAGGGAAAGGAAAGAGGUCUCUAACGUCCGCUGCAGUAAGCGAGGAGUCCAGAGGUCCUUGAAGUCCUCAGUGUCUCCCCCAGGCUAAGUGGGUCAUGCAUGUUUUAUCUCUCUAAUAAAACCCACAUGGCCUUUUAACAUUAAGCAGAGCUAACGUCAUGCUAUGUCAAUGUUCCAAGUGUCUCAAAGUGUUCUUUAUUUAAGGUUUAAGAAACAAAAAGAGGAUGCACACUGAUUACCUAAUUUAUAACUAUAUAAUUAACUAUAUAUAUAAUCAGAAUGUCUUCAUUCCAAUCACCAAAAAGAGCUAAAUAGGUGUGAUUCUGCUAAUUCUAUUUAUAAAAUGUAUCUUUCAAAAAAUAAAUAAGGUUCCUCCUGAACUCUGGAGACUUGA